UCUGCCUCGGACCCCCCCAGCCCCAGCUCGGAGGGAGCAGCCGCCUGCCCCCAUGACGGCUCUAGAGAGCAGCCCGGACCCCGAGAGCCUCCUCCCGGCCGGCUCCCGGCGCGCCUGCCCCUGUCGGAGCCUGGACUGGUGCCUGCUGCUGGCGCUGGGCGCCCUGGGCGCAGCGCUCCUGACGCUCGCCUUGUUCUCGGUCUGGAGGGUCCUGCCCCCGCCGCUGGAGACCCAGGAGCGUCCCCUCCACUCGCUCAGCAUAGGAAAGGGGGCUGCUGCCCAGGUAUUGCCCAAAAGCGAUGUAAUCAAGGACAGGAUAGUGGAGUUCAGUCAUGCCCCGGGUAUUGAUGGAGUGGUUUUCAGCUCCAACUUCAACGACCACGACAUCUCGGACAAGCUGGAAGUGAAGGUCAAAGGCCUCUAUUUUAUCUAUGCCCAGCUUGCUGUCAAAUGCAUUGCCAAGUGCAGCGAGAAGCAAACAGUGGAACUGAUCAUCAACAAGGUGUCCGGAGGCGCCCACAGCCGUGUUCUGACCAUCUCCCUGCACUUGUCCUCCAAGUCGGAAGAGACCAUGUCCAAGUUCUCGGCAGUUCUGCAACCCCUGAAAAAAGGCGACUCUCUCUACAUGAAGAUAGACACUAAUAAAACAGACCUUGAGAACUGGCAGCUAGACCAAACCAACAAAAAAGACAACUUCUUUGGCCUCUUUAGGCUACUUAGCUCUGAUGACCAAUAGGUGGGAGCAAGGACCUCUACGGUGGGAGUGGCAGUCAGUAUAUCGCCUUAGGUUCUCUUGGACUCUCUGCUAGAGGCUGUGAAGGGUAGAUUCCACCUAGCAAAAUGCCCAGGGUAACAAUCAGCAGCAGACACUGGGGAAACACGGGUGUGUUGCUAGCUCUGGAACAGCACCAUCGCUUUGAGUGGCGACAGCUGGUUUCCAUUCGAAGCAGGACUGAAACGGAAGGAACACUCUGUGAGGCGUGCGCUUGCCACACCAAAGAACUGGCGUGGUUCUGGUUUUUGCAAUCAGUGAUAUUUAUUAUGUGUUUCUUUAUCAUUCUGUAAUUUAUUGUAAGCAACUGGGAGAUUGAAUGAAUGGUGCUGCUUUUUUUUUUUUUAAAUUUGUGUGUGAGGGUUGCUCUAAAUGUUGAGAAGGACAGACACAUAUAUUUCCAUUGGGGCACACGGCAACCUUAAUAUUGACAUAGUAAUUCCCGUGACUGUCAGUAUUAUGAUUGUCCGCUCACUGCUGCACGUGUAUUAUGCCAUCCGUUUGGUCUUAUGGCGGCUAGGGUAUGGUGCUUAUCAGUGUGGUUUAGACAUUGUCCACUGCUGGCUGGCAUUGCAACUGCUCAGUCAUGUGUCAUAGGCCCUAUAUUGCUGAAAGCUACUGGAGAUUUUCUUUUAGUAGAAGUAGAUUGAGGCCUGUUCUUCUGGAGCAGGAAGGUCAGAUCUAUCUGAGCUUGUCACCAUGAAGCCCUAAGAGGCGACAGAUUUGUUACAAGAAUGUGUUUGCCUAAUUAUAUUUUGCAUUCUGUGACUGUCUGAAAAUGAAUAGUGUCAGCAGCUGUGUGCCCCCCCCAAAAAAAAUUUACUACUAAAAAUACAUGUAUGAAAUGCAUCUGUUUGAAACUUAAUUGGAAAGAGUCCGUUUAGAUUUUAAACAGCCUUCUGCGAUGCUCCUAAAAUUGGGUCUUACUCACCAGUGCAAUGUCUAGUCAAUUUCCAUUUCCUGGUUGUGGUGUUAGCUCAGGGUGGAAAUUGACUAGCUGGUUUCCACUGUACAAUCUGAGUGACAUGUAAACAGCGUAAAUGGGAUUAUUAAAAAAACAUUUCAUCCCUAAUUGUCACUAUGGCCAGGGGUCGCAACAGCUUUCACAGGAGUCUUCUUGAGUUAUUUAAGCAGACUGUGAUUAUUUUUAAAGCAAUUUAGAGAGGCUUAAAUUAGCAGAUACAACAGUUGCCAACUUUCAUGACUUUAUGAUGAGUCUUGGGAUAUUUAGUCCUUUUCUUAAAGCCCCAGGCUCUGGCGUCACGUGAAUGCAUCCAAGUCUCAGGAAUCGUUUUCAAAAAAAUCAAUCCUAGCUCUAGUUUGUGCAGAAAUGCUGGAAAAAAGUGGCCCUGAAAGGUGCAAAAUCCAGAAAACAAAUAAAAAGAAUUCCAAUUUUAUUUAUAUCUGUUUUAAAUCUGAUUUUUUUUUCAGCCAAGCUCACGAUUUUUGUGCAGCAUGACUUGCGAUAUUUUGAAUGCUUGGGACCAGUAACCCUGCAUAGAAUAACUACAAUCAUGCCAAUAACUUGACUUCAAACUGCACUUAUCAAAGGCUCGGGUCUAUCACUGCAAUAGCAUUACUCAGAGUAAGAUACUAUUCCGCACGCAGAAAGUGAGCAGUGCUGGCUCCUAAGUUGAGGCCCUGAUCUUUUUAUUAAAGGAGAUGAGACUGCAGCUUGCCUUGACUUCAGCUGGAGUUGGAGGGAUUUUGCACUUCUGGAAUAAAGAUUUCCAUAGCUUGCUUCUGUUCUGUUGCACUGAUGCUCUUCAGAACCCCUUAGAUAAAGCAACAGUGGUUCCAGACCUGUGUGUUUUUAAUACAAAACACCCAUUGUCUGGGAAAGCUUGUCUGACAUUCAGAUGUAUGUAUUUUCAUCCUCCAUACUGGGGUAUAUUUAAUAUGAUUUAAGUAUUUAUUAGCAGUACAUUUUUAUUUCCAACCAGUGGAUUAAUCCACAAGUACUAAGCUCAACUCAGUCAUGAGUGAGUUUAGAGGAGUAAUUUCUUAACCUUUUCCAUCCUUUACAAAAAGAAUCUAGGGAUUCCCUUUUUUUCUCAUCCUAAAGAGUGAGAAAGAGUGUAACCCCAUAGGCAGAGAACCUCUGAUUUUAGGACACUUGUUCUCUGGUGGCUGGAAAGAACUUGUUCUCAUUUAUUUAAAUAAGACCUGAACUAUGUGCGCGGGAAGAACUAAGACUCAGGUGUAUUAUUGUCAUAUAUGCUCUAACUUGUUUUGUAAAAAAACACUUCUGGAAUACAUAUGCUAUAUCUUUAGUAUGCACUUUAAAUUGCUUAUUUAUUUUGAUACAGCAGUUAAAAUGGACGUGUCCAUCAAUAAUAAACUAUUUAUACUCAAGA
Molecule: messenger RNA, 3129 nt
Organism: Dermochelys coriacea (leatherback sea turtle)
Lineage: Eukaryota; Metazoa; Chordata; Testudines; Dermochelyidae
Gene: TNFSF9
Product: TNF superfamily member 9
Exons: 3
Coding region: 53-736 (227 amino acids)
Biological process (GO): positive regulation of cytotoxic T cell differentiation; immune response; positive regulation of activated T cell proliferation
Cellular component (GO): plasma membrane
Molecular function (GO): tumor necrosis factor receptor binding
Source: RefSeq, a predicted model, not a curated record